AUGGCCGCAAGCCACUGCGGGUCGCGGAGAGCAACCCGGGCAGAGGCGGGCAGGGGCGAUGGCGUGGAUGGUGAAGGCGCGGAAGUCGACGUGGUGCAGACGUACUCGUCCGAGGGGUACCGCGUGCUCGGGACGCGAAUCCCUGCACGGGCGCGCAUGAAGGGCCCCGUGGCCGGCGGCGGAGGAGGCGGAGGCGGAGGCGAGGCAUCGCCUGGCGAAGACGGCACGGCGCCCGAGCUGAGGCUCGAGGGCGACGCAAGCGGCGUCGAGGCGGAUGAACCCGGCGAAGGGGCGUCGCCCAGCGAAGACGGCGCGGCGCCCCAGCUGAGGCUCGAGGGCGACGCAGGUGGCGUCGAGGCGGGCGUCGGCGCAGGUGUCGGCGCGGGUGUCGACGUGGGGUCACCCGAGACAUGGCUCAAGGGUGACCCAGAGGGUGGCGAGGCAGCGCCCGAGCCAAAGCUCAAGGGCGCGGCGGAGAGCGACGAGGCAGUGCCCGAGUCCGAGCUCGAGGGCACUGCAGCCGGCGGACCUGCAGGGGGUCGACGUCGGGGACCAUCAGUAGUCGAAGGAGGAGUGGCGACCACCUGUCUUUAUGCAAAAGGAAAGAAAUGCUCAUCAAAGUACACGUGCCGGGAGGUGAUGACGCGGUGA
Lolium perenne is the source of this 651-nucleotide messenger RNA. The record is from RefSeq and is a predicted model, not a curated record. NCBI's taxonomy places the organism in Eukaryota, Viridiplantae, Streptophyta, Magnoliopsida, Poales, Poaceae.